Babjeviella inositovora NRRL Y-12698 is the source of this 696-nucleotide messenger RNA. It is a transcript of the gene RIP1, whose product is annotated as ubiquinol--cytochrome-c reductase catalytic subunit. Bases 49 to 696 code for a protein of 215 amino acids. Gene Ontology annotation, molecular function: 2 iron, 2 sulfur cluster binding; quinol-cytochrome-c reductase activity. The transcript is spliced from 2 exons. The record is from RefSeq and is a predicted model, not a curated record. NCBI's taxonomy places the organism in Eukaryota, Fungi, Ascomycota, Pichiomycetes, Serinales. Gene Ontology annotation, cellular component: membrane. Gene Ontology annotation, biological process: mitochondrial electron transport, ubiquinol to cytochrome c.
ACUCGACCCAUUUUCACAGUAGCACCACUGAACCCCAACACUCCAACAAUGUCUUCCAUUGCCUUCAAGUCUGCUAAGAGCCUCAGAGCCUUGGGUGCUCAAUCUAGAUUAUUCUCGUCCUCUGCUGUCGCUGCCAAGUCGAACUACAACCAGCCAGACUUUGGUGCCUACACCAAGCCAGGCCGCGCUGAUGAUAGGUCCAGAUCCACGGCCUACUUCAUGAUCGGGUCUAUGGGUUUGUUGACCGCCGCCGGUGCCAAGUCCACUGUCGAAACCUUUUUACACACCAUGUCUGCUUCCGCCGAUGUCUUGGCCAUGGCCAAGGUUGAGGUCAAGUUGAACGCCAUCCCAGAGGGUAAGAACGUCAUUGUCAAAUGGCAGGGUAAGCCAGUUUUCAUCAGACACAGAACCGCUGCUGAGAUCGAAGAGGCUAACGAGGUCGAUGUGUCCACCUUGAGAGACCCACAGACUGAUGCUGACCGUGUCAAGACCCCAGAAUGGUUGAUUAUGGUUGGUAUCUGUACCCACUUGGGUUGUGUGCCUAUCGGUGAAGCCGGUGACUUUGGUGGUUGGUUCUGUCCUUGCCACGGUUCCCACUACGAUAUCUCUGGUAGAAUUAGAAAGGGCCCAGCUCCGUUGAACUUGGAAAUCCCAGCCUACGAGUUCUCCGAUGCCGACACCUUGAUGGUCGGUUAA